Messenger RNA from Erythranthe guttata (spotted monkey flower), 1233 nucleotides. RefSeq names its product ras-related protein RABA5a. The record is from RefSeq and is a predicted model, not a curated record. Lineage: Eukaryota; Viridiplantae; Streptophyta; Magnoliopsida; Lamiales; Phrymaceae. Gene Ontology annotation, molecular function: GTPase activity; GTP binding.
CCAGCCGUUUGUUUCUACGCUACCCGAAAUGUAAAUCUGGCUCUCUUUCUCCUCCCACUUCUUGUAAAAAAAAAUCAUGAAAACCUGAAUUCAAUCAAUCCUUAAACAUAGCGAUUAAAAUUGAUUUGAUCCCUCAUUUCUUCCCCAGAUAAAUGUAAUUAAUUAAAAAAAAAAAAAAAAAAAAACUGGAUUAAUUAAUUUGUUUUCUCUUGCCUAUCUUCUCAUCGUUGAUCUCCGUCGGAGGAGGGACCUCAAAAUUAGGGCAAUGCACAUCGUUCGUUAAUUGGUUUAUCAAAAUAUGAUUCUGUAUAUGUGGCGUUAAAGGGGGGUGUGGGGGCGAUUUUCAAGAUGGCCUUUUACACAGAGGAGGAUCGAACCGAAGACUAUCUUUUCAAGAUUGUUUUAAUCGGUGACUCGGCUGUUGGUAAAUCGAAUCUACUUUCAAGAUUCGCUAGAGACGAGUUCUACCCUAAUUCGAAAUCUACAAUCGGAGUAGAAUUCCAAACGCAGAAAAUAAAAAUCAGCGGUAAAGAAAUUAAGGCUCAGAUAUGGGAUACAGCUGGACAGGAGCGGUUUAGGGCGGUGACGUCAGCGUAUUAUAGAGGUGCCGUCGGAGCCCUUAUGGUCUAUGACAUCAGCAGACACGAAACCUUCGAGAAUAUCGGAAGAUGGCUUAACGAACUUCGCACUCAUUCGGAUAUGAAUGUAGUAACAAUAUUAGUCGGAAACAAAUCGGAUCUAAAAGACGCGCGAGAGGUGACAACUGGCGAAGGCAAGGAGUUAGCCGAAGCGGAGGGUCUUUUCUUCAUCGAAACCUCAGCUCUCGAUUCCUCGAAUGUCUCUGCUGCUUUUCAGACAGUCGUGGGAGAGAUUUACAACAUUCUAAGCAGGAAAGUCAUGCAAUCUCAAGAACUCGAGCCUAAAGAGGCUGAGUGGACCCCGCAUGGGAAAACGGUAGUUUUGGAGAGCGACGAGAACAAAAAAGGAGAAACUGCAGGUACAGCAACUGCAGAGGAUGGAGAGGCUAGUAAGAAAGGUGGGUGCUGUUCUUCGUGAUUUCGAUUGGAUUCAAAAAUCCUUCAUACACUUUUCGAAUGUUAGAACUGUAGCAUUGCAUUAUUUUUUUAUUUUUUAUUUUUGGAAAUUUGUGUUGAUUGUUUAGAUGUGUAAUGAAACAUGUGAAUAGAAAUAUUAAAUGGUAAAUUACGGCCACCAGCCUGAGUUAUGGUCAAA